Molecule: messenger RNA, 1766 nt
Organism: Nothoprocta perdicaria
Lineage: Eukaryota; Metazoa; Chordata; Aves; Tinamiformes; Tinamidae
Gene: TM2D1
Product: TM2 domain containing 1
Exons: 6
Coding region: 158-571 (137 amino acids)
Source: RefSeq, a predicted model, not a curated record
CCCGGGCGGGCGGCGAGGCGCGUCGGAGGCCCGGCUCCUGCUUCUGCUCUGGUUGGCGGGCGCGGCGGGCCGGGAGGCGCCGCUCAAGUGCGAGGAGCUGCGGCUGGGGCAAUAUAUUUGUGAUGAGCCUAAAAUAGACAAUAGUACGCAAGAACCGAUGAAUUGUACAAAUCACACAGCAUAUGUUCAGUGUCUACCAGCACCAAAUAUUAGUUGCAAAGAUCACCUUGGCAUAGAAAAAGUCUUUACUGGAAAUGAAGUUGGAUUUUACAAGCCUAUCGCGUGUCGUAACGUGAAUGGAUACUCCUACAAAGUGGCAGUGGCUCUCUCUCUAUUUCUUGGAUGGCUGGGAGCAGAUAGAUUUUAUCUAGGCUAUCCUGCCUUGGGUUUGCUCAAGUUCUGCACUGUAGGAUUCUGUGGAAUUGGUAGCCUGAUUGAUUUUAUACUUAUUUCAAUGCAGAUUGUUGGACCUUCCGAUGGCUCUAGUUACAUUAUAGAUUACUAUGGAGCAAGGCUUACAAGACUCACUAUUACCAAUGCAACGUUCAGGAAAAUGCAGACAUAUCCUUAACCCUGGCCGUACGUGUCACGUAUGCCCAGGUGCAUUCUAGUUCUACAGACGGAUCCAGUCGUCCACUGACGAUAUAUGACUGAUGACUAAUUAAUGACACCUCAUCAGAACUGUGUGUUAAAUGUUGUACAUUGAACGAAGAUGGUAAAAUGCAAAAAUUCAUCAAGAGGAUGAAUUUACCUCAGAGGUGCCAAGUGUCUUUGUGACUGCUCUGUUUCUGUGAGCACAUAGUUUGCCGCUAAGUGGUGUCAGUUGUGAGGUAUGCAGGCUGUUGUAAUUUGCACUGUUGAUAUUUGGCAUCUCAGUAUGAUUCAGAAGAUUAUUUGCUGAUAUUUAGUCCUUUGAAACUCAUGAGACAUGGAUGUUAGUAGGGCCAGAAUUAUACUUGGGGUCUGUUUUUAGAACUCUUCUCAGUUUGGAAUUUAACUUAAAAACUCUAAAACGUAGAAAUUGCUUUUCUUUCUCUCAYGCUAAUUAAAGUUCCAAUGGCCCUAAAUCUUGUGCUGAAAUUCCACUAUGAAUUCCUAUGAAGUUCCCUUGAUUUGAAGAUGUUUAUUCUGUAAAGGUUAAAGAACAAUUCUGGUAAGGCUGCAAUAUCUGAUCACUCUUGAUCUACCACACAAGUAUGGAUAUGGAAAAAUCUAACCACAUGUGAUGCAUCUCAAGAAGGAGGGUAGAUGGUGAGAGCACAGAGGUUAGAAUAGGACAUAAUUGCUUUGCUUCUUUUGAUUUUUCCACCCCUUGCAAUAAUCCAUAGUGAAAUGCRUGUCAUUUUUUAUUUUUUCUGAAAAUACAUUUGUGUCUGUUUUGCAGAUAGAGAAUGUCAGAAAUGUGAAUUCUUUGCUUUGAUAAAGUCCUUGAAAGGGUCUUUUCAAGUGUGUACCUGCUCAUAAAUGAAUURAUUUCCAGCGAAAUAAAUUCGGUGUCCUUCAAAGCCAUUCGACCAAAUUCUUUAGGACAGCCAAGAUUUACCUAAAUUUUCCUUUAAAUACAUUAUAUAUAUCACACAGAGACAGAAGACAUUUCAACAGAAUCUUACUAAUAUCUGACCAAUUUUAAGCAUUCCCUUGACCUUCUUAUGAAAACCUGUAGCAACUGAAUGCAAAGCUCAUGUUAAUAACAUAGAUUUAUUUUUUUAAUAAUCUUGGUGCAGAGGUUGGUUGGUUUAGAUCCUUUGAAAGUUUAGAAACUCUCA